GACCGUGAAAAGCCUGGACCUGCCUCGCCACGCAGGGGAUGCAGCCCGAGACAUCGGCAGUCACCCUCUAGGACUCCAUGGUGGACAUGGGCAGAGCUCUGACAAACGCCCUGGUGCUGUCCAUGGUGCUGGGCUGUUCGGCUGUCCUAAUGGAGACUCUGCUGCCAAACGCCAGGGAACCUGUCGUCAACGUGGCCGUGGUGUUUGGAGGCUCUUCGUACCCUUCCCACAUCCGCAACAGGCUGACACACCAAAGCUUCCUGGAUAUGCCUUUGGAGAUCCACCCAGUCACGGUGAUAGUGAAUGAUACCAACCCCAGCACUCUCCUGACCCAAAUCUGCGGCAUGCUGUCCAGCACAAAAAUCCACGGGAUUGUCUUUGAGGACAACAUUGGUACAGAAGCCGUUGCACAGAUUCUUGACUUCAUCUCAUCCCAGACCCAUGUACCUAUCAUUAGUAUCAGUGGAGGAUCUGCUGUGGUCCUGACUCCAAAGGAGCCUGGCUCUGCCUUUCUUCAGCUGGGUGUCUCAAUUGAACAGCAAAUACAGGUGAUCUUCAAAGUCUUGGAAGAGUAUGACUGGAGCUCUUUUGCAGUUAUCACCAGCCUAUAUCCAGGGUACAAUGUCUUCCUGGAUGUGAUCCGAUCCUUCACAGAUGCCAGUUAUUUUGGCUGGGAGAUCCAGGAUGUCUUGACCUUUGAGAUGACCCAGGAUGAGAGCAACUCCAGAAUCCAAAGAUUGCUGCGUCAGUUAGAUGCUCAGGUGAUGAUUGUGUACUGCUCGCAAGAGGAGGCUGAAUAUCUCUUCCAAAUGGCAGAGCAGGCUGGUUUGAUUGGACCUGGUUACAUCUGGAUUGUACCUAGUCUGGCCGUGGGGAAUAUGGAGGUCCCCCCCAACUCCUUCCCUAUUGGCCUCAUCAGUGUAGUCACCGAGAGCUGGAAAAUGACCCUGAGGCAAAAGGUCCGUGAUGGCGUUGCUAUCAUCGCCCUUGGAGCGGAGAGCUAUUACAGUACCCACGGCUACCUCCCUAUGGUGGGCAGAGAUUGCAACAAUAAGAAUCCUUCCAGUGGACCCACAAACAACACUUUCUACAGGCACUUGCUGAAUGUGACCUGGGAACACAGGGAUUUGUCUUUCAAUGAAGGUGGAUACUUGGUGAGACCGACCAUGAUAGUCAUUUCACUAAACCGGCAUCGGCACUGGGAGAUGGUAGGGAAAUGGGAGAAGGGGAUCAUCCACAUGAAAUAUCCAGUGUGGCCACGCUACGGAUCCUUCCUGCAGCCCAUGGCAGACAAUCGCCACCUCACCGUUGCCACCCUUGAGGAAAGACCCUUUGUGAUUGUGGAGAAUACAGACCCAAACACGGGAGUGUGUGUUCGCAAUACUGUCCCCUGCCGGAAGCAGCCCAACCACACAGAGAGUGUUGAUGGACCUAUGGACCCUUACACCAAGCUCUGCUGCAAGGGCUUUUGCAUUGAUAUCCUAAAAAAGCUAGCCAAGACCGUCAAGUUCUCUUAUGAUCUCUACCUGGUGACAAAUGGGAAGCAUGGAAAAAUAGUGGAUGGUUUCUGGAAUGGCAUGAUUGGUGAGGUGUAUUACAAGCGAGCAGACAUGGCCAUUGGGUCUCUUACCAUCAAUGAGGAGCGCUCACAGAUCGUAGAUUUCUCUGUGCCCUUCGUGGAGACAGGCAUCAGCGUUAUGGUAGCCAGAAGCAAUGGGACGGUCUCACCCUCUGCUUUUUUAGAGCCUUACAGUCCAGCCGUGUGGGUGAUGAUGUUUGUGAUGUGUCUCACAGUUGUUGCCAUCACAGUCUUCAUGUUUGAAUAUUUCAGCCCUGUUGGCUACAAUCAGAAUUUAACCAGUGGCAAAAAGACUGGAGGGCCUUCCUUCACCAUUGGCAAGUCGGUCUGGCUGCUGUGGGCUCUCGUUUUUAACAACUCCGUUCCCAUUGAGAACCCCAAAGGCACUACAAGUAAAAUCAUGGUGCUCAUCUGGGCCUUCUUUGCCGUCAUCUUUCUGGCCAGCUACACAGCUAAUUUGGCAGCAUUCAUGAUUCAAGAGCAAUACAUUGAUACUGUCUCUGGGCUGAGUGAUAAGAAGUUCCAGAAGCCCCAGGAUCAAUAUCCCCCAUUUCGGUUUGGAACUGUUCCCAAUGGCAGCACAGAGAGGAACAUUCGGAGCAACUAUCAUGAUAUGCACACCCACAUGGUGAAGUACAACCAGCGCUCAGUGGAGGAUGCCCUCAUCAGCCUCAAAAUGGGAAAGCUGGAUGCUUUUAUAUAUGAUGCUGCUGUGCUCAACUACAUGGCGGGCAAGGAUGAAGGUUGCAAGCUGGUGACCAUUGGCAGUGGGAAGGUCUUUGCCACCACCGGCUAUGGCAUUGCCCUCCAGAAAGACUCCAAGUGGAAGAGGGCAAUUGAUUUAGCCCUUCUGCAAUUCCUGGGAGAUGGUGAAACUCAGAAAUUGGAAACAGUGUGGUUGUCGGGGAUCUGCCAAAAUGAAAAGAACGAGGUGAUGAGCAGCAAGCUAGACAUUGACAACAUGGCGGGAGUAUUCUACAUGCUGCUGGUGGCCAUGGGGCUGAGCCUGCUCGUUUUUGCUUGGGAACACCUGGUGUAUUGGAAGCUGCGGCACUCUGUCCCCAAGUCACACAAACUUGAUUUCCUUCUGGCUAUAAGCAGGGGCAUUUACAGCUGUUUUAAUGGAGUCCAGAAUCUGGAGAGUCCUGCUCGUGUUCACAAGCCUGACGUCACAGCAAAUUCUGCUCAGAGCAAUGUGCUGAAGAUGCUACAGGCUGCCAAGAACAUGGUUUCAACGGCCAGUGUCGGGAACUCGCUAGAAAACGCUACACGUACCAUUGAGAACUGGUCUAACAGGAGUGAAAACCUCCAAACAACUUUCUCCUUAAAGACUCCACAGCUUGUUGUUCAAAACACCAGUGGGCCUCAUAGGCCAGCCCAUUCCUCGAAUGCAGCAGCAGCAGCUGAGAAGCUUGGGAGGCCUCUACCACCCUCACUUCCUGCGCCCCAGCCAUCUUUGGUGCCAGCUGGCGAAAACUGGAGUGGGACAGUUGAGCAGCCUCAAGUGCUUCAUCCCCUGAAGUUCAGAGGCACCUAUUCGGAGGAUAAGGUUCUUCCAGGUUCCACGGUGAACAGCUCCUCACAUUAUGUGGCGAGACCCACAUUGCAGCCCCAUCUCAGAAACCAAGUACCGCUUGGAAACCACCUUAGUGCAGCUCCCCACUCCCCACUCAGGUCUCCUAGGGAGUUCCCUCUCCCUCCCUCCGAGUAUAAGCUCUCCAUGGCCAGAGGGCAUGGGAAGGAGCGAUUCUACCCGAAUGUUCAUCUGGUCUAUGGAGAAGGUGGGCACGACAGUUCGGCCGAAGGGGCCAGGCUGGCUUCCGCUUCUGAGAAAAGAAAGGAGUCGGAAGGUCCCUUCUUGCCUCAUGCCUGUGAGCAUAAUCCUUUCCCAAAGGCCGACAGGACUUGCAGACCCUUCCCUUAUCAAGAAUCUGACACUGCAGAGCUAAGGAGGCAGAAGCACAGCCGCAGAGCUAAUCUCCCAAGGCCGUUGCCGGAGCAGCAAGAGAGACCCCAGUCCCUAAGCAUCUGGAAGCAUCAUGGAAGAUCUCCUGGCUAUGGGGACAUGCCAGACCUCUUCCCCAAAGCUGGCCUGACUCCAAAACCAACAACCGUGCCUGGAAUCCAUCACGGAGUCCAUCACUACCCUCCCAAUGCCCUUAGGCCAAGCUAUACGUGCAAUAGGAAGUAUGUGGAGGCCAACGGUUUGUCUUGGAAAGACGAACGCCUGCUGCAUUCACAAUCCACAAAGCUCCCCUCCUACCGGGAGGCCUGCGUGCAGAACUCUCCAGGGGUGCGCAGGGCUUCCACGGUGGUGCACAAGCAGUAUGCCUACAUGAACUCUUACACAAACCUGCCUGUUCCCUGGGGGCGUAUUUACCAGGGCUCUCCUCAACUGUGCGAACAAUCCGGGGUCACCCAGCACUGCUUCACUCGAGCUCCGUGGUCUCCUUGCAGCAGGGAUUUCAUGGUCCAUGAAGAUGGUCACAGGACCAUGUACUUUGGCAGCACAUACAGAGACUGCAGGGAACGGAGCCGGGUGGAUCCAUCCUUUCUUCAGAUGAUCAAUACUGAGAGAAGGGACUUCCUGACAACCCAGAGGAUGCAGAGCCCUUAUGCAGCAAGAUCUUGGAGGCGAAUAUCCAGUCUAGAGUCUGAGGUCUGAUAAUGAAAAGGGGGUGGGUGGGUGGUUGGGUUGGGGGGAGAAGGCGGUAGGAACAUCUGGGACCAGCCCUAGGGAACGGCCUCAGUAGGAGUAAGCGACACACCUUUCCAACUCUGACGAGUCUGUUUCUCUCUAGUCAGCUGGUUUGUAUCCACAGAAAGCUCUUCACUUCUUCUGCACUGAACGGGAUCGCUGUUAAGAGCAAGUGACCUUCUCCUUCAUCUCCGGAUGGACCAAGAACAAAGCAGCAGCCACUGAAGGCACUUUAAUGACUGAAUUCUAAAGUCUUCCAUUGCUGGGCCCUGGGAUGCUAAAUCACACAUGCAAAAAAAAA
Messenger RNA from Pogona vitticeps (central bearded dragon), 4578 nucleotides. The record is from RefSeq and is a predicted model, not a curated record. Lineage: Eukaryota; Metazoa; Chordata; Lepidosauria; Squamata; Agamidae.